Messenger RNA from Stereum hirsutum FP-91666 SS1, 795 nucleotides. RefSeq lists its product as uncharacterized. NCBI's taxonomy places the organism in Eukaryota, Fungi, Basidiomycota, Agaricomycetes, Russulales, Stereaceae. Gene Ontology annotation, biological process: protein folding; protein peptidyl-prolyl isomerization. The transcript is spliced from 6 exons. Bases 33 to 575 code for a protein of 180 amino acids. The record is from RefSeq and is a predicted model, not a curated record. Gene Ontology annotation, molecular function: peptidyl-prolyl cis-trans isomerase activity.
CCACGGUCCACCAGAGACUCUCCACAAAACGAAUGGCUUCCUUCCUUCGUCGCUUCGCCACCUCAGCAUCAGCAGCAAAAACACCCAUGUCUAACGUAUUCUUCGAUAUCGCGAUUGACUCGAAGCCCUCGGGCAGGAUAGUGUUCAAGCUCUAUGAUGAUGUAGUCCCGAGGACUGCGAAGAACUUCAGGGAAUUGGCGACUGGGCAGCACGGGUUUGGAUAUGCGGGAAGUGGCUUCCACCGUAUCAUUCCCAACUUCAUGCUCCAGGGUGGCGACUUCACGAACCAUAACGGCACGGGCGGAAAGUCGAUUUAUGGCGAGAAGUUCAAGGAUGAGAACUUUGUGUUGAAGCAUACCAAGCCCGGUCUCCUCUCUAUGGCCAACGCCGGAAAGAACACCAACGGCUCUCAAUUCUUCAUCACCACCGUCGUCACGUCCUGGCUAGACGGCAAGCACGUCGUGUUCGGUGAGGUCGUCGAGGGGUUGGAUAUCGUCAAGGCCGUCGAGGCCGUCGGGACCGACUCUGGAAGACCGAAGGCAAAGGUGACGAUCACGUCGUCGGGCACCGUCUAGGCGUCCACAGAUCGCCGGGUACCGUCUAGUUCGUCGGGUACCGUUGAGGUGAUGGGUACGACACCACCAAAACUAUAGUGUAUCAUAUUUUGUCACGAGCUUUUAAUUCGCACAACGUACAGCCUAAAGACUUGUUGAAACUCGAAUACAACAUAGACGGCGAAUGCGAGUGGAUUUUCGUGAUCCGGUGGCGAGUGGGGACGGCUGUCAAGCUUCAAGG